AUGUUCUAUUCGGUGAAGUGGGAUCAACGAGAAAUUUUGGCGAAAGCUGUAGAAGUUGACGUACGAUUGAGGGAUUUUAUCGAGCAGAGUGCUCCAUUCUUUCUGAUCUACACGAAGAUGAUCAUCGUCGUUGUUGUGGGCACUGUUUUCUACGUACUUCUGUCAAUGUGGUUGAUGGGGUUUUUGAUGAACAGGUGGGUUGGCAAUUUUAUGAAAAGAGGUACCUUAGGACACAUUAAUUGUAAAAAAAAAUUGAAAAACUGCAAUCUCUGCAUUUUAGUAGAACUAUAGAGCCUCAGAGACGCCAAAAGCUCCCUUUUUCUCACCAAACUUGUAGAGUUCAGUAUCAGAGACAUUUGUAACUAAAAGAAAAAAAAUGCAGUUUUUCUUGGGCUGAUUUUGAACCAGGGGCCCUGAAAGACCUCUCACUAGUCAGCAAAAUUUAUUCGAAUACUUCACGUUUCUCUAGUGAGAAAAAAAUGAUGCUUCAGAGGUUCGUUUCGAUAAAACUACUUUCAGAGCGAAAAAGACGAGUUUUGCCAGUUCGCGGGCAGUUCAAAAGCUUCAGAAACGUCUCAUGUUCGUGAUGCUGGGAUCUUUCGCUUUAUUCUCACUAUCAAUAGCCAUUCCGACAAGCGGCUGUUUUUUCACAGUCCUCUAUGGAUCUCAGUCAAUCGCCAGGUUUCCCAUGAUUUAUUCACAUUUUCAAAUUUAUAAUCGACGUCAUAUUUUUCUAUGUUUUAUAUACCUUCCAUUUACACCUCGAAAAUUAAAAUUGCAAAGUUCGAUUUCAGAUACCCUUUUGUAUUAUUUCUUUACGUUAUGCCGACAAUCCUUCUCUGUCCAUCCCUAUGUACACUAUUCCUGCUACUGAUAAAGCCUUAUAGGGUAGAACUAUUGAAAAUGCUGAGUACGAGGAGAAUAUCACUUCUGGAGGCCCGCCGAAGUGCUAAACCAACUUGGACGAUUGUUCUUUGAAUGUGUCUUAAAAUAAACUUUUUUUGAAAUUUAUGAUUUCUUGUGAAUUUUUUGAAAGUUGUUUCUUUCUUUUUCCAAUGAAAAAGAUUUCUUUAGAUGUUACGUUAUUCAUUAGAAGAAUAAUAAUUAUUAAUGAAAAAAAUAUAAAAAGUACGAAUAGCAUUAAGAAAUUAUAAAAAAAUUUCCCAUGGCCUAGAAAUUAUUUUUUUCUUAUAUUUCGUACUUCAAAAAUAGCAGAGAAAAAAAUAUUGAUAAAAAAAUUAAUGCGGGGGUGUUUUUGUAGAAAGGAUUAAUUUUAAGAUUACUUUUUCACACAGAUUUUUCUGGGUUUAUGACAAAAUAGCCUGUGGAUAGUCGCAGUAAAAGUCACGCUCAAAAAAACGCCCAUAACAAAAAAAUUCUUUGUACAGAAGAGCCACAUCAGGGGUUCGAGUCCAGUACAAAAUUGCGCUCCACGGAUAG
Molecule: messenger RNA, 1440 nt
Organism: Caenorhabditis auriculariae
Lineage: Eukaryota; Metazoa; Nematoda; Chromadorea; Rhabditida; Rhabditidae
Source: the annotation of a GenBank genome assembly